AAAUAAAAUAAAAAUAAAAUAAAAAUAGUAAUAAGGUGUCAGAUAACAAGUCGAAGAUUCCACCACACCAAACUAGUUGCAGUUACAUUCAAGCUGAAGGAACCGACACACCCAUCAACUACAUACCUGUCGGUAACCACAACCUUACACUGUUUUUGUUUGUGUUUCUGUUUAUGUUUUUGUUCUACACUUGAACUCUUUUGCUCAACUCAAGUCAAUACCUCAAGUACCAAAAACACACUAAUAACACUGGUUUUGGUUUUGGUUUUGGUUUUCUUCUUCUUUUUUCUCGAUGUUGGUUCAAGACCGUUUUUCACCUCAAAAAUCUUCAAAUCUAAAUCCGAAUUCAAAUCAAAAGCCUUAUUUGAGAACCAAUGAUCUUCCUUCAAACCGUUUCACCCAGACAAAGAACCUCGACUUCUCCGUAUGGGUUUCCGACAAUCUUUACAAGAUUGUUUCAGUGGUUCUUCUCGUAGUAACCGUCGCGGCGUUAUUCUUCCUUCGAAACGUCGGUGACACAGCAGCGUUACUUUGUUUUGAGAAUAAGGCGCGUGAUCUUGAGAAGAUCGAGUUUCCGCGCGUGGAUUGGAAUAAAAUUACUCCGGUUGCUGACAAAGCUUCGAAGUUUGCGAAUUUCCGGUCUGAGAAAUGGAUCGUGGUUUUGGUUUCGGAUUACCCGAGUGAUGCUUUGAAGAAGUUGGUGAAGUUGAAAGGGUGGCAGGUUGUGGCGAUUGGUGAUUCGAGAACGCCGGCGGAUUGGAGUUUGAAAGGUGCGAUCUUUUUGUCUUUGGAGGAACAGGCUAAUUUGGGGUUUAGGGUUGUGGAUUACUUGCCUUAUGAUUCUUAUGUUAGGAAGAAUGUUGGGUAUUUGUUUGCAAUGCAACAUGGUGCUAAGAAGAUUUUUGAUGCGGAUGAUAGAGGGGAAGUAAUGGAUGGGGAUUUGGGUAAACAUUUUGAUGUUGAGUUGGUUGGUGAGGCUGCUAGGCAAGAGGUUUUGUUACAGUAUAGUCAUGAUAAUCCUAAUCGAUCCGUUGUGAAUCCUUAUGUUCAUUUCGGACAGCGUUCCGUUUGGCCUAGAGGUUUGCCAUUGGAGAAUGUGGGUGAAAUUGGGCAUGAAGAGUUUUAUACUCAGGUCUUUGGUGGGAAACAGUUCAUUCAGCAGGGUAUUUCCAAUGGACUUCCUGAUGUUGAUUCUGUGUUUUAUUUUACGCGGAAAUCGGGUUUGGAACCGUUUGAUAUUCGAUUCGAUGAGCACGCGCCGAAGGUUGCGUUGCCGCAGGGUAUGAUGAUGCCACUUAAUUCUUUUAAUACAAUGUACCAUUCUCCUGCGUUUUGGGCUUUGAUGCUUCCGGUGUCGGUUAGUAGGAUGGCUUCUGAUGUUUUGAGAGGUUAUUGGGGACAGAGGCUUCUUUGGGAAAUUGGGGGUUAUGUUGCCGUUUAUCCUCCUACCGUCCAUAGGUAUGACAAGGUUGAGGCUUAUCCCUUUUCGGAGGAGAAAGAUCUUCAUGUGAAUGUCGGCCGUUUAAUCAAGUAUUUGGUUUUGUGGAGAUCAGAUAAGCAUAGAUUGUUCGAAAAGAUCUUGGAUUUGAGUUAUGCCAUGGCAGAGGAGGGCUUUUGGACUGACAAGGAUGUGAAACUUACCGCCGCAUGGCUUCAGGACUUGCUAGCUGUUGGUUAUCAGCAGCCAAGGUUAAUGUCUUUAGAACUUGGUCGUCCGAGGGCAAGCAUUGGUCACGGAGACCAAAGGGAGUUUGUCCCACAAAAGCUGCCGUCUGUUCAUCUUGGGGUUGAAGAAACGGGAACUGUGAAUUACGAGAUUGCUAAUUUAAUCCGAUGGAGAAAAACUUUUGGGAAUAUUGUGCUUGUCAUGCAUUGCAGCGGGCCUGUCGAACGUACGGCCCUUGAAUGGAGGUUGCUUUAUGGGAGAAUAUUCAGAACUGUAGUUAUUUUGUCAGAAAAGAAAGAUGUAGAUCUUGUUGUACAGGAGAGCCAUUUGGACCAAGCAUACAAGUACCUGCCAAAAAUAUUUGAUCAAUUUAGCAGCGCGGAAGGAUUUCUGUUUCUGCAGGAUAAUACAAUUCUUAACUAUUGGAACUUACUGCAAGCAGAUAAAACCAAACUGUGGAUCACUAAUAAGGUAGCUGAGUCUUGGUCUUCUGUUUUAACCGAGGACAAUAACGCUGACUGGUUAUCUCAACAAGCAAGCAUGGUACAGAAGGUUGUUAGCACGAUGCCGGCUCACUUUCAAGUAAAUUACAAAGAAACAAGUAACAAUGACAAGAACCUUUUGUUAUGCAGUUCUGAAAUAUUUUACGUUCCUCAGCGCUUGAUCAGUGAUUUUGUUGAGCUUGUUAACCUAGUAGACAAUCUAGAGAUCCAUCAAAAGGUUGCAAUUCCUAUGUUCUUUGUCUCCAUGGAUUCUCCACAGAAUUUUGAUCCUAUUCUUGAUUCAACAAUCUAUAAGAAAAAUCCUCCGAAAAAUUCCUCAACUAUUUAUUCGGCUAAAGUCCCUGCUGUUCAUCCAUGGAGUGUAUCAAGUGAGCAAGAAUUUAUUAAGCUUAUCAGAAUAAUGGCUGAAGGGGAUCCACUCCUAAUGGAAUUGGUUUGAAAGGUACAAACUGUUUCUCGAUACUAGCUGAGAAGAGAGAACCGAGUAACAUGCAACACUUGGAUAAACUUUUACUCGGUCUCUUUCGAUAAAAAGUUAGUGUUACAAAGUCUUUAUCAUUUUUGUUUUUAUCUUUCUUCUAAAUUUUCUAGGGUGGUUAUUUAACCCUUAUUUUCUCUCACCCCUUUAUUGUAGAUUUGGUCCACAGAAAAUGUAUUAAUGUAUUUUUCUUUCUUUUUUGUGAAAAAAUGAAAUGGAAAUGUAUUUGUAAUGUAAUGAAUAUUGCAAUUCAAGCUCUCCAUUGAGAGAUUCUUUUUACAA
Lathyrus oleraceus (garden pea) is the source of this 2929-nucleotide messenger RNA. Its product is annotated as probable glycosyltransferase STELLO2. The transcript is spliced from 3 exons. The record is from RefSeq and is a predicted model, not a curated record. The coding region runs from base 293 to 2608 and encodes 771 amino acids. Lineage: Eukaryota; Viridiplantae; Streptophyta; Magnoliopsida; Fabales; Fabaceae.